This is a messenger RNA of Castor canadensis (American beaver), 3204 nucleotides long. The record is from RefSeq and is a predicted model, not a curated record. Lineage: Eukaryota; Metazoa; Chordata; Mammalia; Rodentia; Castoridae.
GAGAAACAGUGCAGGUGACCGUGAGAAAGCUCUUCAGGUCAUGCUCCAGGUUGUACAGAGCUGUGACCACCCAGCCCCUGACAUGUUCUGCCUGUGUGGAAGGAUCUACAAGGACAUCUUUCUGGAUUCAGACUGUGAAGACGAUGCCAGCCGAGACAGUGCCAUUGAGUGGUAUCGCAAAGGGUUUGAACUCCAGUCAUCGCUUUAUUCAGGAAUUAACCUUGCAGUUUUGCUGAUAGUUGCUGGACAACAGUUUGAAACAUCCAUGGAACUAAGGAAAAUAGGUGUCCGGCUGAACAGUUUGUUGGGAAGAAAAGGGAGCUUGGAAAAAAUGAACAAUUACUGGGAUGUGGGUCAGUUCUUCACUGUCAGCAUGUUGGCCAGUGACAUCGGGAAGGCCGUCCAGGCAGCAGAAAGGUUGUUCAAACUGAAACCUCCAGUCUGGUACCUGAGAUCAUUAGUUCAGAACUUGUUAUUAAUUCAGCGCUACAAGAAACCCAUUACCGAACAUUCACCCAGGCAGGAACGGCUUAACUUCUGGUUAGAUAUAAUUUUUGAAGCAACAAAUGGAGUUUCUAAUGGACUCAGAUUUCCAGUUCUAGUAAUAGAACCGACCAAAGUCUACCAGCCUUCUUAUGUUUCUAUCAACAAUGAAGCCGAGGAGAGAAUGGUUUCUUUAUGGCAUGUCUCACCCACGGAAAUGAAACAAAUUCAUGAAUGGAAUUUUACAGCCUCUUCUAUUAAGGGAAUAAGCCUAUCCAAGUUUGAUGAACGAUGUUGUUUUCUUUAUGUCCAUGAUAAUUCUGAUGACUUUCAAAUCUACUUUUCCACUGAAGACCAGUGUAGUAGGUUUUGCUCUUUGGUCAAAGAGAUGCUAACCAACGGAGUGGGCAAUACUGUAGAGCUAGAGGGAGAGGUCGAUGGAGACACCCUAGAGUAUGAGUAUGACCAUGAUGCAAACGGGGAGAGGGUUGUCUUGGGGAAAGGCACCUAUGGGAUUGUGUAUGCUGGCCGAGAUCUGAGCAAUCAAGUACGAAUAGCCAUCAAAGAAAUCCCAGAGAGAGAUAUUAGGUACUCUCAGCCUCUGCAUGAGGAGAUAGCGCUGCACAAGUACCUCAAGCACCGCAAUAUUGUCCAGUACCUGGGCUCUGUUUCGGAGGACGGCUACAUUAAGAUAUUUAUGGAGCAGGUGCCUGGAGGAAGCCUGUCUGCUCUCUUGCGAUCCAAAUGGGGGCCCAUGAAGGAGCCCACUAUUAAGUUUUACACCAAACAGAUCCUGGAAGGCCUGAAGUAUCUCCAUGAAAAUCAGAUAGUGCACAGAGACAUAAAGGGUGAUAAUGUUCUGGUAAAUACCUACAGUGGAGUGGUGAAAAUCUCUGAUUUUGGAACCUCAAAACGCCUCGCAGGAGUGAACCCAUGCACGGAGACCUUUACAGGCACUCUGCAGUACAUGGCACCUGAGAUUAUAGAUCAAGGACCUCGAGGGUAUGGUGCCCCAGCUGAUAUCUGGUCCCUGGGCUGUACCAUCAUUGAGAUGGCCACCAGUAGGCCUCCAUUCCAUGAACUCGGCGAGCCACAAGCAGCAAUGUUCAAAGUGGGGAUGUUUAAGAUCCACCCUGAGAUUCCAGAAGUCCUUUCAGCUGAGGCCAGAGCUUUCAUCUUAUCCUGUUUUGAGCCUGAUCCUCACAAACGGGUCACCGCUGCUGACCUACUCAAAGAGGGUUUCUUAAGGCAGGUGAACAAAGGCAAGAAGAACCGGAUUGCUUUCAAGCCAUCAGAGGGUGUCCGGGGUGCUACCAGUGCCCUGGCUUUGCCCUCGCCAGGGGAGCCUAUGGGUAGCAGCAGCAGUGAGCAUGGCUCCAUCUCCCCAGACUCUGAUGCCCAACCCGACACAUUCUUUGAGAAGACCCAGUCAUCCAGGCACCAGCUCAGCCACCUUCUCAGCGUUCCAGAUGAGAAUUCAGCCUUGGAAGAUAGGAGCACAGCCUCAUCCCCAGAGGAGGACCCAGGCCUCUUCCUGCUGCGCAAGGACAGUGAGCGCCGGGCCAUCCUGUACAAAAUCCUUUGGAAGAGCAGAAACGAGGUGGCUUCCAACUUGCAGGAGUGUGUGGCUCAGAGUUCAGAAGAGUUGCAUCUCUCAGUUGGCCACAUCAAACAAAUCAUUGGGAUCCUGAGGGACUUCAUCCGCUCUCCAGAGCCCAGAGUGAUGGCGUCCACAAUAUCAAAGCUAAAGGUAGACCUGGAUUUUGACAGCUCAUCCAUCAAUCAGAUUCACUUGGUCCUGUUUGGAUUCCAGGAUGCUGUAAAUAAGAUUUUGAGGAGUCACUUAAUUACCCACUGGAUGUUUGCAAUGGACAGCCUCAUCCGCAGAGCAGUGCAGGCUGCAGUCACCAUUCUCAUCCCAGAGCUCCGAGCCCACUUUGAGCCUGCCUCUGAGACUGAAGGGGUAGAUAAGGACACGGAUGAAGUGGAAGGGGACUAUUCCCUAGCAGACUUGCCCAGCAGUGGAGCACACAUGACACCUGGAGGGAGCAGACCUGGUUCGGUGGUUGCCCAGGUGGCCCAGCACCCCCAGCAGCACCUGAGCCUUCAGCUGAGCAAGCUCAGGCAGGAGAGCAACAGGUGAGGACCUUCUGGGCCCUUCACUUGGAGAAAGGAUGGGGAGGAUGACCAUCCAUUUGGUUGAGAACCUCACCCAGGUCUCAGAAAAGAAAUUAUCUUUGCCAUCAAUGAACUGGGCACGGGUGUAUUGGCAGCUUUAUAUGAAGGGUAGUGGAAUGCCUUUACCUUUUUUUGGCAGUGCUGGGGUUUGAACUCAGGGCCUCACACUUGCUAGGCAAGCACUCUUACCACUUAAACCACUUCCACCAGCCUGCCUUUACCUUUUUUAUGUAGGAAUCAGAGAGGUGCCAAGGGCCACACAGAAAUAAAUCUGCCAUAUUAAAGGCAGCAGCAUCUGAGUUGUGUCUUUGCCAAGAUGGGCCCCUGGCAUGGCAUGUGGCCUAAGCAGGCUCAGCAGUGGAAAGCUGUCGCCUGCCCCUGUAGAAGUAGCAGUUUGAGGGUCACUUAGCACUUUGUGUGUGGCCAUGUAGCCCACAGCCCUGACCUCAAGGAAGUAUGCUUUUUCAUCAUGGCUUCCUGAUGGUUUGUCAUGAUCCCUAGGAAGGCAUUAACGAACUGCCUUCCUAACCAGGGGAGCCUGGC